Cervus elaphus (red deer) is the source of this 2768-nucleotide messenger RNA. It is a transcript of the gene PRKAG3, whose product is annotated as protein kinase AMP-activated non-catalytic subunit gamma 3. NCBI's taxonomy places the organism in Eukaryota, Metazoa, Chordata, Mammalia, Artiodactyla, Cervidae. The coding region runs from base 242 to 1825 and encodes 527 amino acids. The transcript has 13 exons. The record is from RefSeq and is a predicted model, not a curated record.
GGGUCCCGGGGGGCUGGGAGCCGGGGCAGCUGAGGCCACAGGGCUGAGAGCACCAUGCCGCAUGGAUAUGUGCGUGUGUGCGUGCAUGUGGGUGUGUUUGACCAAGAUUUUCUCUGUGUAUAGGAGCAGGAGGCUGUCUGCAUGUGUAUAUUCUUGGUGUGAGUCUCUCUGCUCGUGUGUGUGUCUGGGGAGGGUUGAGCAUGCGAGUUUCUGAGUGUAUGUAAGUGUCUGGGUAGGUUGUAUGGGUUUAUGUGUGUCUUUGGGGUGGGUGUUUGUGUGUUUGUGGGGGGUUGUGUGGUUGUGCAUGUGUGGCGGGAAGGGCAGCUCCUGUGGUUCUGAGUGUAGGAUGUUCUCCCCACCCCUUCAGUCACUUUUCUCCACACAGACCCCCUCCUGGAGCAGCUUUGGGGGACCCGAGCAUCAAGAGAUGAGCUUCCUAGAGCAAGGAGACAGCACUUCAUGGCCAUCACCAGCCAUGACCACCAGCGCAGAAAUAAGCCUUGGGGGACAAGGGACCAAGGUCUCAAGAUGGACAAGCCAGGAGGCUGUAGAGGAAGGGGAGCUCCCAGGCCUGAAGGGAGGUCCCCAGUCCAGGCCAGCUGCUGAGUCCACCAGGCUGGAGGCCACAUUCCCCAAGGCCACACCCUUGGCCCAAGCCACUCCCUCGUCCGGGGUGGGCACCCCCACAACAGAGCGAGACAGCCUCCCCCCUGACUGUUCAGCCUCUGCUUCUGGCUCCAGCACAGAUGAUCUGGAUCUGGGCAUAGAGUUCUCAGCCCCAGAAGCGUGGGGGAAUGAGCUCGGCCUGGUGGAAGAGAGGCCGGCCCAGUGCCCGUCCCCGCAGGUGCCGGUACUCAGGCUGGGCUGGGACGACGAGCUGCGGAAGCCGGGGGCCCAGAUCUACAUGCACUUCAUGCAGGAGCACACCUGCUACGAUGCCAUGGCAACCAGCUCCAAGCUAGUCAUCUUCGACACCAUGCUACAGAUCAAGAAGGCCUUCUUUGCCCUGGUGGCCAACGGCGUUCGGGCCGCACCUCUUUGGGACAGCAAGAAGCAGAGCUUUGUGGGGAUGCUGACUAUCACAGACUUCAUCUUGGUUCUGCAUCGCUAUUACCGGUCCCCCCUGGUCCAGAUCUAUGAGAUUGAAGAACACAAGAUUGAGACCUGGAGGGAGAUCUACCUUCAAGGCUGCUUCAAGCCUCUGGUCUCCAUCUCUCCCAGUGACAGCCUGUUUGAAGCUGUCUACACCCUCAUCAAGAACCGUAUCCACCGCCUGCCAGUCCUGGACCCAGUCUCAGGCGCCGUGCUGCACAUCCUCACACACAAACGGCUUCUCAAGUUCCUGCACAUUUUUCAGGGCACCCUGCUGCCCCGGCCCUCCUUCCUCUCUCGCACCAUCCAAGAUCUGGGCAUCGGCACAUUCCGAGACUUGGCUGUGGUGCUGGAAACGGCACCCAUCCUCACUGCGCUGGACAUCUUUGUGGACCGGCGUGUGUCUGCGCUGCCAGUGAUCAACGAAGCUGGACAGGUCGUGGGCCUCUACUCCCGCUUUGAUGUGAUUCACCUGGCAGCCCAACAAAUGUACAACCACCUGGACAUAAGUGUGGGAGAAGCCCUGAGGCGGAGGACGCUGUGUCUGGAGGGAGUCCUUUCCUGCCAGCCCCACGAGACCUUGGGGGAAGUCAUCGACCGGAUUGCCCGGGAGCAGGUGCAUCGGCUGGUGCUUGUGGACGAAACCCAGCACCUGCUGGGCGUGGUGUCCCUCUCCGACAUCCUUCAAGCUCUAGUGCUCAGCCCCGCUGGCAUCGACGCCCUCGGGGCCUGAGAACAUGGCAGUCUUCACUCUUGGGCCACCUUCCACACCUGGAAGCAGUGAAGGGAGCCGGGGACUCGGCCUUCACCUCCCCCACCCCCUUUUGUGGGUUCCGCUCUUGUUCAGGCUUCCCUAGCCCUCCCCAAUUGCCCCCUGCCCUGCCUGUGCUCCCAGAAGCCCUCAGGAAUGCCCGGUCCACCGUGAAUGAUGAAAUUAAAGAGAACAGCUGAGUCAAGCCCAGAGGCACUAGGAGCUGACUGCUCCGUGCCACCCACACUGCUCUCCCCCACCUGGCCCCAGUGGGGUGGGGAGCCCUCAGUCAGGGGCUCUGGAGCUCAGGCAGGGGCUCUGGAUUCCUCCGCUUCUGGAUUACCUGGCAUCAAGCCCCCAGCUCCUGGAAUCCUAGUUGUGCUUCCCCCAUGCACGCUGACCUGGCGGUUCCUCCUGACUUUGUCACUGUCCUCCUGCUCCCCCAGAACUGCAUUUCAGGGCUGCCUGCAGGGCCCCACAGAGCAGCAGCUUUGUAGAGCUGCCGGUUGGAGUGGGGUUCCUUCUCCAUUCUCAACCUUGGCUCUCACCAUCGAGCAGUGUGCCCAGUCCCCAGGGAGGGCCUGCAUUUGGAUCACCGAAGAUGAACCAUCGAGACAACAAAAAGGAAACGAACAGCCCAUGAACUCAGAUUUUAUCCUUUUCACUCAGAAAAUGCUAUGGUCAUCUGAUCUGAACUCGUGGCAAGACUCCCCCGCCAUCCUUUCUGAAUUCAAAGACACAAAGGAAAAUCUGUAAUUGACAAACACUGCAAGUGGUGUUUCUGUUGCUUAUGGAGUGUUAUUCCACCGAAAAGUCUUUUUCAUCAUUUGUUUAUAACAAAACGAUAAAGAAAAUGUUACUUACGUACUGGGUACAAUUCAGAAUCCGAACUCUAACCUGUAAGAAACAUAUAGUUUUUCUAACA